Molecule: messenger RNA, 959 nt
Organism: Patiria miniata (bat star)
Lineage: Eukaryota; Metazoa; Echinodermata; Asteroidea; Valvatida; Asterinidae
Product: sulfotransferase 1C2-like
Exons: 3
Coding region: 1-459 (152 amino acids)
Biological process (GO): sulfation
Cellular component (GO): cytoplasm
Molecular function (GO): sulfotransferase activity
Source: RefSeq, a predicted model, not a curated record
AUGGAACUGAAUACGCUCUCUUGGCAGAUACAAAAAAACGACAUUUACGACAUUGCAUUGUUUGGUUGUUUGUUCAAAGCAAGUGAAGGAUCAUGGUGGGACCACUACUUGUACUUUUGGAAGAGAAGGCACCAACCCAACGUUCUGUUGCUACGGUUUGAAGAUUUGAAAAGAGAUCUGCGAGGAAACGUGGAGAUAAUCAGUCGGUUUCUGGGCAAGGCUCUGUCUGCCAAGACACUGGAUGACAUCACGGAGCAUUGCUCAUUCGACAACAUGAAGAGCAACCCUAUGACCAAUCCUGACUACUUACUUUCAACCGACGAGAGACCUGGCUGUUCCUUUAUGCGGAAAGGUAAAAGUGGGAGUUGGAAGACCCACUUCACUGUGGCGCAGAACGAAGCCAUGGACGCCCUCAUUAAGGAGAAGCUGCACGGUACCGGACUCACCUUCGAUCACUGACCAAUCAGAUUGCAUUGAUUUGUUAGAGCUAGCCAAUCAGGCAUUGGAACAGUAAAGCGAUGAAACAGAAAAGGCGUUAUGCCUACUUACACUGAACGUUACUAAUUUUACUGAUAGAAGUGAAGCCAGAUAACCUUUCACUUGAGUAAAAGUGUAUAGGACCUAUCCCUAUUAAAUUAUGACAUAAAUCGGCAACAAUUCUCGAAUAAAUGGUUGAUAAUUAUUUGACCUUUGACAUAUAAAUUGUCCCCGGCUCAGAAUUUGAUGUUUUGGUCUUUGCAACCAAUGGAGUGCCCGCCUUCAAAAUGAGACCUGCAUUCUCUCCCCAGUGCUGCCAAAUGUUACCAUACCUACGCCAUUGUUCGAGCCCCGUAGUAGAACACUUGUAAUUUGUUUCUCAUAUUUGCUCUUCCAUGGGACAGUAAAUAGGGUUUAUAUAUUUACAUGUGACUUUUAGCCUUCGAAAGGUAAAUACAAUUUGCGAAUUUCAAUCACAAUAA